This is a messenger RNA of Puntigrus tetrazona (Sumatra barb), 4148 nucleotides long. RefSeq names its product hyaluronan synthase 1 (gene has1). Gene Ontology annotation, biological process: hyaluronan biosynthetic process; extracellular matrix assembly. The transcript has 5 exons. NCBI's taxonomy places the organism in Eukaryota, Metazoa, Chordata, Actinopteri, Cypriniformes, Cyprinidae. The record is from RefSeq and is a predicted model, not a curated record. Gene Ontology annotation, molecular function: hyaluronan synthase activity. The coding region runs from base 957 to 2672 and encodes 571 amino acids.
CGCCUGGUUACAAACUUUCCUUUUACUACAUUGUACCACAAGAGGGCAACAUAUUCUGUUUUUAAGGCAGAGGAGUCCUUGGAGCUAUAUUGUUCUUUAUUCAGCUAUUUCAUUUACCAAAAGCGCAAACAAAACAAACUGAAAAGGCACAAAUUUAUUGGAUAAAUUUACAGUAUUGAUGUUUCUAUGAAACAAUCACGAGGGCAAGGGGUACGUUUUCUUUCUCACUUCACACCCUCCUGUUGUCUUGAUAAAAUACUGUAACAGUGAGCAAUGUCAUCACUGACGAGCCCACAAUGCAUUUAUAAAGUUAAACAUGCAACUUACAAAAUUAAGAAAGAAAGAAAGAAAAAGAAAAUAAAAAUGGAGGAAAUAUGGAAACAGGAACACAAGUUCUCAGAUAAAAAACAUCAAUGUAUAUUCUUAUGUUGUUAGAUCAAGAGGAGAAGUCCUCUUAGUUUUUCACCACAUAUAUACAUACAAAUCAUAUAGAAGCUGGAUUUCAAUGCAUAACAAUCCAUUAAAAUAAAGGUACCAGCGAUUUUUAGAUAAAAAUUUCACCUGUGUGAUCAGAUUAUCAAACGUGCACACCUCGUGAAACAUGACUAUUCUGUAAGGCACGUUAAACCUAAACAGAAGAAUAAAAUCUAUAAUGACCCAAACUGAUGAUAGUCAUUCAUCGUCUGUGUUAUGCGUACUGACCCAACAAAAACACCCAGAACAUCAGAAAGAGGACUACUGAGUUUUGACGUAGAACGUAUGAGUCAUGGAUGGUCCUGUGGGGCGUGAUCUGAGCUCAGAAACAUUUGUAGCUCAUUACACAUCUGGAGAAGGAUGUUCCCUGAGCUCAGAGCCAGACUAUAAGUUUUUUCAGGUCUUGAAUGAACAGUUAGUUCAGGAGGAGAGCAGGUCAAAGAAGGAGUGAACAAACCCAGGAAUAGCAUUUUCAUAAAAAAAUGGACAUCAAACCAGUAUUAAGGAAAUUUGCCUCUUUGGUCCGAGUCAUUCUCACAUUUCUCUUUGCUCUGCUGGUACUUGGGGUGAUGUUAUGGGCAUACAUCGAUGGUUUCCAGAUAGCCACAUCUCCAUAUAACAUCAUCUCCAUUGGUUUCUACGGGGUGCUUCUCAGCAUUCAUGUCCUAAUUCAGAGCUUCUUUGCCUUUGUGGAGCAUCGGCGCAUGAACGCACGGCACAAACCAUGCUCCUACACAAAAACCAUCGGCUUUACUAUAUCAGCCUAUCAGGAGGACCCUGUCUAUCUCCGCGAGUGCCUUCAGUCAGUACGGGCCCUGCAGUACCCAUCUGAGCUGCUACGCAUUGUCAUGGUGGUGGACGGGAACUCCGAAGAUGACCGCUACAUGUUGGAGAUGUUCAGGGAGGUCUUUGAAGACCAGGAUCCUGGCUGUUAUAUAUGGCAAAACAACUACCACUCUUGGAAGCCCACUGGCCUUGACAAGAAUGCAGCUGAAGCUGAUGGUCCAGACGAUGAAGUUGUGUUUGAAGACCCUCAGCGCUUAGAGGUUGAAGAACUCAUCAGGACCAAGAAGUGUGUGUGCAUCAUGCAAAAAUGGGGAGGAAAGAGGGAAGUGAUGUAUACAGCAUUCAAGGCACUAGGAUCUUCUGUGGAUUAUAUACAGGUGUGUGACUCAGACACAAAAUUAGACCCUCUGGCCACAGUGGAGCUCUGCAAGGUGCUGGAGAGCAACAAGAAAUACGGUGCUGUGGGAGGCGAUGUGAUGAUCCUUAACCUUAAAGACUCUUACAUCAGCUUCAUGAGCAGCCUGCGCUACUGGAUGGCGUUCAACAUUGAGAGGUCCUGCCAGUCCUUCUUCGACUGUGUCUCCUGUAUCAGCGGCCCCUUAGGUCUUUAUAGGAAUGACCUCCUGCAGCAGUUUCUGGAAUCCUGGUACAAUCAGAAGUUUCUUGGUACCCACUGCACUUUUGGGGAUGACCGGCAUCUCACCAAUCGAAUGCUAAGCAUGGGCUAUGCUACAAAGUACACUGCCCGUUCUAAGUGCUACACAGAGACUCCCGCUCAGUUUCUGCGCUGGCUCAAUCAGCAGACGCGCUGGACCAAAUCCUACUUCCGUGAAUGGCUGUAUAACGCUAUGUGGUGGCACAAACACCACCUUUGGAUGACCUACGAAUCCAUUGUCUCAGGCAUCUUUCCUUUUUUUGUCACUGCCACCAUUAUUAAGCUGUUCUGGACAGGCACUCUUUGGGACAUUUUGUGGGUCUUGUGCUGCAUCCAGUUGAUUGGUCUGGUAAAGGCAGCAUAUGCCUGCAUCUUACGACAAAACGCAGUCAUGCUCUUUAUGUCAUUAUACUCUGCUCUCUAUAUGACCAGCCUCCUGCCUGCCAAAUACUUUGCCAUUAUCACCAUGAACAAAAGCAGCUGGGGGACAUCGGGCCGUCGUAAGAUGGUGGGGAACUAUAUCCCCUUGGCGCCUCUAUCAGUGUGGGGGGCCAUUUUGUUGGGAGGCCUGGGGUACACUAUCUACAGGCAAAACAAUGAGACCUGGACAACAGAUGGAAAGAAAGAGGAGAUCAAGUUUUUGAUAUUUGGAGUCAUAGCUUAUGUGUGCUACUGGCUUGUAAUGCUCUGCCUCUACUGGGUGUGGUUUCGGAGAUUAUUCCGAAAGCGCUCACAGAGUUACACUGUGAAUGUAUAAGACAAUUAUUUGGGCACAUUAUUUAUUUAGGACCACUUGCACAUUUUUUAUUGGUAUUUUUAAAUGGUUUACAUGCAAUUUUAUUUAUAGACUUUUUUUAACUUGCAAUUUUAUUUAUGACGUUUUUUGAUAUUGCACAUAUUUUAUGCAAUUUAUGAUGCCUAUAAGUAUUCAGAGAUCAGAAGUGACAUGGAGGCGACCGGUCUUUAUGAAAUGUAAUGACUAGACUAUAUGAAAUGUGCGAAAAGCGAUCGUAUAGAGUCAGCAUUCAUAAUGUACGUUUUUGUGUACAAAAUGUAGUAUUGAAACCGAAUAAUAGGAGUAUGUUAUUAGUGAGGGAAUUUGAACAUGGCACAUUCAUUAUUAGCACAUCAUUGGUUGUUAAACAUUAUUUGAAGAACAUAAAUAAAUUGAUACAUAGCUACGCAGUGAGCAGCACUGAUCAUGUGAUAUUCAUAUAUUAGGAUUUGUUACUUUCAGAAUGACUACUAAGAAAAAUAGGACAAAUAUUUAAAAACAAACAAUUGUGCAAGAAUUUCCAAAUGUUUUUAUUUUAUUUUAUUUUUAUGGCGAGCGUUGAUUUAAAAUACUUUCUGAUGAUUUUAAUUUCUGAUAUAAUGUGACAGGGCAUUUUUAUGUUGUUUUUUUAGCACUUGAAUAAAAUAUGUUGAGUAUGUAUACUUAGUGACAAAUACUUUUGGCAGCAAUAUUGUGUAAAUGUGAACUUACAAAUGUUGGUUAUUUAAACAAUACAAGAAAUUAAAUAAAUUAUUUUAUUAAAAUAUGCUGAAUUAUUUCAAACAUCCAAUUAAAAUAACUAUAUGCAGGCAGUAUAAAAGUAAAUACAUUGCACUGCUUUUGAAUGUGAAUGCUUUUAAAAUGUAGACCUAGAUUGGAGACAAAAUGUGACAUUUGUCAUUCAAUAAAGUCAUUUUAAAAUGAUAAAACAAAAUUUACUUACAUUUUUUAUAAUAGCAAUGUAUAUGUAGACUAGGGUGCAACUCUAUUCCACAACCUUUGGUCUUUGAAUGAUUUUACAAUCCUUGAACAAAAUACAGUUUAAGGGAGGAUUCCCUGACAUUUGUACCUCCAGACCAGCAGUGACAUAAAUCAGUUUGGGUGUCAUUUACAGCAAAAUCAAUAACACUGUAGGAUAACAGCCCACAAAUAAGUUAUGGUUGGCCAUAAUUGAGCUGUGGGAUAAUAUAUGCAUGAUCAAUGCAAAGUAAAUGAUUUAACCUUUUGUGUGAUUUAGAGCAUCUUGAAUCAGAGGCUGAAUCAGAACAGGGUGGGAGUCGUUUGGGGGUAAUUGCUUCAUUUGUGUUGCACCAUGUUUAGACUGUUACCAAAGGCAACCAAGGAGGACCCCAAUUACAGAGGCUGAGAAUUAAAAUUUGUUUCAAUAAAACCAUCAACAAAAAACAAACAGCCAGAAACAAGGGAAAAAAGCUGAAUGUUGAUGUCUUUAAAACUAUA